Molecule: messenger RNA, 1160 nt
Organism: Arabidopsis thaliana (thale cress)
Lineage: Eukaryota; Viridiplantae; Streptophyta; Magnoliopsida; Brassicales; Brassicaceae
Gene: HY5
Product: Basic-leucine zipper (bZIP) transcription factor family protein
Exons: 4
Coding region: 204-746 (180 amino acids)
Biological process (GO): positive regulation of transcription by RNA polymerase II; regulation of DNA-templated transcription
Cellular component (GO): nucleus
Molecular function (GO): DNA-binding transcription factor activity; DNA-binding transcription factor activity, RNA polymerase II-specific
Source: RefSeq, marked reviewed
GUUCGAUUCUUCAGAGAUCUGACGGCGGUAGCCAGAGUAAUCUAUUCCUUCCCAAAAUGUCUCGCAAUUAGAUUCUUUCCAAGUUCUUCUGUAAAUCCCAAGUCCCGCUCUUUUCCUCUUUAUCCUUUUCACCAGCUUCGCUACUAAGACAACAAAUCUUUCCCUCUCUCUCUCGCCUGAUCGAUCUUCAAAGAGUAAGAAAAAUGCAGGAACAAGCGACUAGCUCUUUAGCUGCAAGCUCUUUACCAUCAAGCAGCGAGAGGUCAUCAAGCUCUGCUCCACAUUUGGAGAUCAAAGAAGGAAUUGAAAGCGAUGAGGAGAUACGGCGAGUGCCGGAGUUUGGAGGAGAAGCUGUCGGAAAAGAAACUUCCGGUAGAGAAUCUGGAUCGGCGACCGGUCAGGAGCGGACACAGGCGACUGUCGGAGAAAGUCAAAGGAAGCGAGGGAGGACACCGGCGGAGAAAGAGAACAAGCGGCUGAAGAGGUUGUUGAGGAACAGAGUUUCAGCUCAGCAAGCAAGAGAGAGGAAAAAGGCUUACUUGAGCGAGUUGGAAAACAGAGUGAAAGACUUGGAGAACAAAAACUCUGAACUUGAAGAGCGACUCUCUACUCUUCAGAACGAGAACCAGAUGCUUAGACAUGUACGUUUUGUCGAUCUUACUGUUGACUUAACCUGCAACGUCAAUGCUUUUGCCAUUUGUUUUUUGAUAUAUCACAGUACUGGUUUAUCACAUUUACGAGUCUAGGAUUGACCAAUAAUUAGUUUAGUUAGUUAAAAGGAUCUAAGAAGCUAACUUAAGCUUUAGAUUAAUUCUCAGAAGGCAUGUAGGUUCUUGAAAUGGUCAUUCACUCGCAUAUUCUCUCAAAAGAUUCUGAAGAACACAACAGGAAACAAGAGAGGAGGUGGUGGUGGUUCUAAUGCUGAUGCAAGCCUUUGAUCUCCUUCUUCUUCUUGUGUUAUAUUUUUGUGGAUAAAAUUUACAGAGAAUUGUAUCAAUAAUUAUCAUGUUAAAAUUAUAUGGGAUGUGAGAGCUAAUAUUGCAAUUGUAGACCAAGUUCUCUUAUUGUAGUCUUAGAUUUCUCUUAAUUGAAACAUAAUGUUGUUUUAUAACAAAAAUAAGCUAAUUUUUGUUCUAUGAUAUGACAUUGUGACACUGUAG